UGCAAUUUAUUCUAAUUUUUACCGUAACCUCAAUUGCAACAUCCUCUUUCGCACACGGAAAUGCCGAGGUGGUUGCACUGUGAGCAAUGUGAGAGCCAAUGCGCUAUGCUAGGCUGGGAGUGAAUGAGGAUUUUAUGGUAAUUCCGAGUGUGUUUCGAGCCAGGCAAUAUCUUGGAGGUGAAAAGUAGCCUCGACGCGGGAACAAAGAAUUAAUAAUAUGGUGCUAUAGUGAAUGAGCUCUGGAACCUUUAGGAACCCCUUUGCCACUCUUGCGCCCAAUAUCUCCCGGUGAAGUGUUUGUGAUUUGGAAGAGAUGGUAGAUGAAUUCACGGUGGAUCAUCGGAAGUUCGGCAAAUUGCGAAUGUGCGAUUCUGAUUGUAAUGCAUAAAUCAGCUCUCAGGACGCACUAAACAGGAUUACUUUAUCACCAUGGAUAUCGAAGUAGACAUUAAGCUUCUUACAACGGGAUAUUUGGAUAGCACGGUAACGUCAAAUUUUAAUGAUACCACCUGGCCAAAGAUCGUGGAACAUCCGGAGGAUGCGGAGGAGGAGCCAGACGCUGUGACAUUGUUAUCAAUUUUACUUGUUGGUGUUUUUUUAUCGCUACUCAUUUUCUUGUCGGUUGCUGGCAACAUUUUAGUGUGUAUCGCCAUUUACACAGAACGGAGCUUACGACGAAUCGGAAAUUUAUUUUUAGCCUCUUUAGCCAUAGCCGAUCUAUUUGUCGCAUCACUAGUUAUGACCUUUGCGGGGGUGAACGAUUUAUUAGGUUAUUGGGUUUUUGGUGCCCAAUUUUGUGACACUUGGGUUGCCUUCGAUGUGAUGUGCUCGACUGCCUCCAUUUUAAAUCUAUGUGCCAUUUCGCUGGAUCGAUACAUUCACAUAAAGGAUCCUCUCAGGUAUGGACGAUGGGUGACCCGUCGAGUGGCUGUGGGCACCAUUGUGGCCAUUUGGCUGCUGGCCGGACUCGUGUCCUUUGUGCCCAUCUCCUUCAAUCUGCAUCGACCCAACACACCGGACGAUGACAAUGGCAAGAAGUACCCGACAUGUGCACUGGACCUCACCCCAACCUACGCCGUGGUCUCCAGCUGUAUCAGCUUCUAUGUACCUUGUAUCGUUAUGAUUGGAAUUUACUGCAGAUUGUAUUGCUACGCUCAGAAGCAUGUGAAAUCGAUACGGGCCGUCACUCGACCGGGCGAGAUUGCUGAGAAGCGCUACCGCAGCAUCAGGCGUCCGAAGGCACAGAAGAAGCUCAAGAUUCGCCAACUGCACACGUCCUCGCCGUAUCAUGUGUCAGACCACAAGGCGGCAAUUACGGUGGGUGUUAUCAUGGGUGUCUUCCUCAUCUGCUGGGUGCCCUUCUUCUGUGUCAACAUCGUCGCGGCAUUCUGCAAGACAUGCAUCGGCGGUCAGACCUUCAAGAUACUCUCCUGGCUCGGCUACUCCAACUCCGCAUUCAAUCCCAUCAUCUACUCCAUCUUCAAUGCCGAAUUCCGCGAGGCUUUCAAGCGCAUCCUCACCACCAGGAACACGUGGUGCUGCUGCUCCAAUGAAAUGGGCAACGUCCAUCCGCGCAACAGUGAUCGCUACGUGACGGACUACGCGGCAAAGAACGUGGUGAUGAACUCCGGACGCUCAUCGGCAGAGCUGGAGCAAGUGUCUGCAAUUUGACCGCCUGCGCGCCCACCAAGGCACGAUGGUGGCUGUCUCUAGACCCAAUCUUCAUCAUCUCGUCCAGCUCGAUCGCAGACACUGCAAGUGCGCGAGUGCAAAGUGUGGACAGCUGUGUGACCGCACGAACAGAGCUUUCCCGCGGGACAAUCCUAGACAUGGUGAGCACGUCCUCAUCGUCUGUACAUAAGGUGACUGUGAACAUUUGUGUGCGGUGUACAUAGAGAGAGAGAGAGAGAGAGAGAGCUUAAGGCAGGGGAAAACCCGUGCAUAAAUGGAAAUGUGUGUAUAUGAUUUACAAGGAGCAAAAGAGCUCACAGUGGGUGAAAAAUUUUCCAUCAAAAUUAAUCCCGGAAGGAGAGAUAAUCUCUUCGUCUUCUC
This is a messenger RNA of Phlebotomus argentipes, 2052 nucleotides long. It is a transcript of the gene Dop1R1, whose product is annotated as dopamine receptor 1. The record is from RefSeq and is a predicted model, not a curated record. The transcript is spliced from 6 exons. NCBI's taxonomy places the organism in Eukaryota, Metazoa, Arthropoda, Insecta, Diptera, Psychodidae. Gene Ontology annotation, molecular function: G protein-coupled receptor activity. Gene Ontology annotation, cellular component: membrane. Gene Ontology annotation, biological process: adenylate cyclase-activating adrenergic receptor signaling pathway. Bases 430 to 1671 code for a protein of 413 amino acids.